This is a messenger RNA of Phyllotreta striolata, 1500 nucleotides long. The record is from the annotation of a GenBank genome assembly. Lineage: Eukaryota; Metazoa; Arthropoda; Insecta; Coleoptera; Chrysomelidae.
AUGGACAAAUCCAAGUGUAUGGUACUAAAAAACGACAAAUUCGGAAGAUACCUAGCAGCAUCACGAGACCUCAAACAAGGCGAAACCAUAUUCACCGAAACGCCCGCCAUAAUCGGACCUCCUCUAAUCGGCAAUUUGAUCUGCUUCGAUUGCGGAAAACCCAUCGAAGAGUCUUUCGUAUUUUGCACCAGCUGCAAAAUCGCCAUCAAAUGCAGCAGCGAUUGCACCGGAGAACACCACAAUCGAAGCGAAUGCUCCGCUUUAACAACCGCAGGAAUCCCAGGGAAAUGCCUAGCGGCAAAUCCCCGAUUAAUAUACCCGCUGAGAUUUAUGCUGCUGAAAAAAUCCAACCCGGACUUGUGGAAAACCCUCGUGGAACUCGAGUCUCACAUCGAAGCCCGACGCGACACUCCUAUAUGGAAAAACCACCAAGUUUCCAUCAUAGAUACUUUAAAGAGCGUUGGUUUUAUAAACGAAGAGUUCACCGAAGAGCUGGUGCAAAAAAUUUGCGGUAUAAUCGAUGUAAACAGCUUCGAAAUCAGACCGCCGAAGAGCAACUUCAAUUUAACCGAUCCCCAUCAACAGUGUCCCAGAGGUUUAUACAUCAACGCAGCCCUAAUGGCUCACGAUUGCACAUCCAACACUUUUCUAUCGGUAAACGACGACUUCGUAUUAACCGUAAAAGCCAGCACAAACAUCGCCAAAAACUCCCCAAUUUUCUUCAAUUACUCCAACGUUUUGCACGGCACUCUCGAUCGAAAGCGACACUUGAAAGAAGGCAAGUACUUCGAUUGUUGCUGCGAAAGGUGCUCGGAUCCCAGCGAAUUGGGCACCGACAUCAGCUCGUUGAAGUGCCACAAAUGCAAUGGAACCGUUCGAUCGACUGCACCGAACCGUCCCGGAUCCGAUUGGGAAUGCUCCGAGUGCAAGAAACAAUUCAAACGAUCGCUAAUCGACAUCGUAAUCAACGAAGGCAGAAGAUUGAUCGAGGAAAUCGAUCGAAACGAUGUAAAUAAGCUGGUUAAAGUGCUCGAUAAAUUAUCCGCCACGUUUCAUCCCAAUCAUUUCGUUUUGUUGGAAACAGAACAAAAUUUGAUCGGAUUGUAUUCGCUACUUCCUUCAAACGAAACCAAUUUAACCAACAAGAUCGAUUUGUGCAGGAAACAAUUACAAAUCCUCGACGUAAUCGAACCGGGAUUAUCCAGAAUCAAAGGUAUGAUAAUGUAUCAAAUGCAAUUCGCUAUGGUGCAAUUAGCGAACGAAACUCACAAAAAAACCCCGGAAAAAUUGUUAAUUAAAUUGAGAGACGCCGAGAAGUGUCUGAUGGAGAGUUUGAAGCACCUUCUACACGAGCCCCUCAAGAGCCCCGAAGGGAAAGUGGCCCAGAUGGCUAUGAAAGAACUGAAAUCAUUGCGAUCGUUUAUUGAAAACCUCCACAACGAUCUCGUCACUAAACAACUCGCCGAAACGCGUGUGAAAAAUCGAAAAGUUAAAAAAUAA